Molecule: messenger RNA, 2056 nt
Organism: Durusdinium trenchii
Lineage: Eukaryota; Dinophyceae; Suessiales; Symbiodiniaceae
Source: the annotation of a GenBank genome assembly
CUCAUUUGUUGUGUCCGCACAUUCGAUAGUGGAAUUUGCCCGGCAAUGGGGCAAUGCCAGUGCGGACCCAUGGCAAGAAGAAAACUGACAAACCUGCAAAAGCUCCGAAAAGACGGGAGACGGGCACAGCCAAGCAGGAGGAUGAACAACCGAAGAAAAAACAGUCUUUUCGCAUUGGCCGCUUGCAGCUGGCAGUGGGAGGUGCUGCAGCCAUCGGCGCUGGAGGUGCCUAUUUGUUCCUCGCACCCGUUGAUCCACAUGAUGCGCAGGGCAGACAGCGAGUUACUCCUUCGUUUCAUGUGGUGCUGCUGUGGGCAAUUCAGGCCGUAGAGUCUCAGGUUUGCUCCUACCAGUGUGGCCGCCACGUCUCUGAAAUGAAUACAAACUGUACGUAGUCUACAAAUUUUUGAUAUGUCUCUCAACGUGCCACACUGCGUUUCCGCAUGUUGUGCGGCAGGCAAGUUUGUCACAUUUGUUGCUGCACUAUCUGCGCUGAGGUUUUGGACGCUUUUGGCACCUGCAGUUGACCUGAGGCCGAAAACCACGCGCGUAGUGGCAUCGGAACCCAAAGUUGGUGCCUCAAGCUUUACUUUGGCUCACAUGGUGCCAGGCUGCACCAUGGAGCGCGGAUACGCGAAUCGCCACAUUAUCGGUCCAGAACGCUUUGGUGUCUCAUCGCCCAAAGAGUGCAUGGGAUACUGCCGGCAGUCCCAGUGCAACUGCUGGAGUUGGAAGGAUGAUGGUUUCUGUCGAACUGGCAAGGCAGAAAAAUGCACAUACAUUGCGAGUGAGGAUGAUGACCGCUGGAUGUAUGGCUCUUGCAACCCAGAGCAGCGCACGCCAGCGCCAGUGAAGGUGGCACCCAUGCCAGUUCCAGGGCCCCUCGUGCCAUCACCAGUGGCUGCAAAGUUUGUGCCCAGACCAAGCCCAGCGCCUGUUUCAAAGCAAGGGCAAGGUGAAGGGGUCAUGCCGUCGACUGCAUCGCCAACGCAGUUAGCCUCCACGGAAUUAAAGCCAGGAGCUGAAACCGUGCUGCCUGAUACGUCCAAAGCUGAUUCAUCAGUUUGCCCAGUGCUCCUCAUCACUCACCAGCGCGCGGGGUAUUUGCAGCGUGCCCUACAAUCAAUCUUCGAGCAUCGGGUGAGGCCUGAGACCAACCCCGUCAUUGCAUCACAGGAUGGCGACAACGCGGAUGUUCGGUCUGUUUUGCAGAAGUACGAGGCCACAGGCCAGUUGAAGUUCCUUCAGUUUAGUCCCAAGACGUUCAUGCCUACUGGAUACCAACGCCUUUGCGCUCAUUAUGGUUGGGCUUUCUCUCAGAUCUUCGACGUUCUAGGAUAUGAGCAAGCCAUUGUCCUGGAAGAGGAUUUAGAGAUUGCCAGCGAUUUCUUCUCCUACUUCCAGGCAACCUUGCCAUUGUUGCGAUCUGACUCCAACCUUUUCUGUGUGUCCGCUUGGAACGACAAUGGGAAACCGGAGCUGGCGCAGAACAGCACUGCCAUCUACAGAAGUGAUUUCUUUCCUGGACUUGGCUGGAUGCUUUUGCGGAGCUUCUGGAGCGAAGUCAAGAAGAAAUGGCCAAAAGAGUAUUGGGAUGACUUCCUCCGCCGCACAGAUAUUCGCCUUGAACGGCAGUGCUUGAGGCCUGAGGUGAGCCGCACGCAUACCUUCGGAGAGAAGGGAGUCUCACGCGGGCAAUACUACAAGGCGCAUUUGGUCUCCAAUCACUUGAAUGAGAAGCCCGUGGACUGGACAUCAAUGAAUCUCAGUCAUGUUGCGACACCUGCCGCAUUCGAUGCUUUCCUCACACAACAGGUGAAUGCUGCAAAGAAAUUCCGGUUCGACGAGCUGGAGAAGGUUGCUCAAUUCGACCAACCAGUCGCUAUUCGAUAUGAUGACAAGCAGUGGAAGAGGGUGGCGCAUCACUUUGGCUUGAUGGAGGACGACAAGGCUGGCAUCCGUCGGGGCAGCUACAAAGGCGUGCUCCCCUUCACUUGGCAUCAGCAACCCGCAUAUUUGGUGCGGGAUUGGCCGAUGGUCUAGUGCAGCACAAAGG